AUGACAGGCCAUUCGGCCCGGCGCUCCCGCCUGCCUCUUUCGGCGGGUGGCCCAGUUAGUUCCACCGCCGAAUGGGUUGUGGUGUUUGCAAUGUCUCCGCUUCCACCGGCGGUCGGGCUGAGCACGGCGUCAGCCCUCUGCCCCUCUGCCACCGACCAGCCGCUGAAUCCAUCGUUGAAUGAAUUCUGUCGGUGGACACCGGGAAUGCGACCGUCCGGCCUCCGCCGUAUCUACACGGUGUGUCUGUCACAGGUGCGUCUGUCACUCAACAGGGAGAUUAGCCAAAAUAAACUCGAAUGUGAAAGUAUCAGAGACCGAGUGACACAGCGGGCCCGCAGAAUUGCGGGAACUGCCUCUUCCAAUCCUCCCUGCGGAUGGCUGACACUGUUUCACAUGCCCCGGGGGUGGUCGAUACCCCGGGGAUGGGGGACGUCGGUGCCCCGGGGGUGGGGACUGACGUCCGGCUGUGAUGUGUUGGGUUGGAUCCCUGAGCCUCUCCGCACGUCCCCGCCGAGCCGAGCGGGGUCCCAAGAUGCGGAGCCCGGGGAUGACUCCAUCGUCAGCCACCGCUGCCUGCAGAGCGGCUCUGUUCACGGCCGACUGACUCCGUCCUUUCCCCGUCAGAGCAGCGGCCGCUCGGAGCGGGAACCGCUGCGGGAGGACCCCGGCUGCGGGACCCACUGCGGGAGGACCCCGGCUGCGGGACCCACUGCGGGAGGACCCCGGCUGCGGGAGGAACCCCGGCUGCGGGACCCACUGCGGAGGACCCCGGCUGCGGGAGGACCCCGGCUGCGGGACCCACUGCGGGAGGACCCCGGCUGCGGGAGCGGACAGCCGGCAUGGAACUCCCGCAAAUCUGUCGGACAGCAACUUGGGGAAAGCGGCGCGGCUGCGGGCUGUGAUCGCGGACGAUGUGGUGAAGCCGGCAGAUCGGCCGGCUCUCCCUGCACCACCUGCAGGAAGCUGCACACCCACACCCUGCAGCUGCCCAGCACCAAGCCCUACCCGGCCCCGCUGCGCAGCGCGUUGGAGCGGGCGCUGCUGGACGCGGCGCUGAGACGAGCCCUGCACGCCGCCAGGACCCUCAACUGGUGCCCGGAGCUCCGCAUGCAGCACCCGCUCAGGGUCUCUGGAGAAGGGAACAACCUACUGCAUUCUGUCUCUCUUUAUAUGUGGGGUGUCCAAGACACAGAUCGUGUGCUACAGAAAACCUUCCACGAGGCUCUGGUCAAUGCCCACAACGUAACCUUCAAACUCAGGCUACAGACAGAAUACCAAAGAGUGCAAGGACUUCCUGAUCCAACCCCGCUUCCUCAGUCUGAGUUGCAGCAGAUUUGGGACCAAGAAUGGCAGAAUGUGAUUGAAUCUGCAGAUCCGGAUUCGGCAGCCGGCCAAGCUGUAACAAACAUGUACCAAGACGUCCACUUGUUUGUUUUGGCCAAUGUCAUCAGGCGUCCGAUCAUCGUGAUUGUGGGAAACUCAGAAGAAAGUUCAAAAAGUACUUCAAGCGUGAUGACCUCGAGUCCUGCGGGAAUCUACCUCCCCCUGCUUUGGCCACCCCUCCAGUGCUACAGCUGUCCCAUCCUGUUGGGUUAUGAGCAUCGUCAUUUCUCCCCACUCAUCACCAUCAAUGACAUAGGACCAGAGAUAAAUGCUUUUCCAUUAGUCGUGCCAAGUAAGGCUGGGAGUGUGGAGCUACCAAUCCGCUUUCUCUUGGACGCUGAAAAAGUCAACAGGAAGCAGCUACUGAGCAAUUAUCUGAUUGAGAUUUCGGUGCUGGACUGCAAUGGCGUCGAAUUUGUCAAUGCAGCCAGGUUGCUUAUAAACCCUUUGCCUGAUGACCUUAACCUGGUUCAGGAUUAUUUCCAGCUUGUUAACCAUCAGUACAAAUCCCGGCAGGAAGGCAGUGAUGACGUAAGAAGCAACAGGAAUGAAAGGGACUUUGAUUUCCUCUCAAACCUGUCCAUUGUGGAGGACAAAUGUUUGACGCACGGCUGCCCGUACUUUUGUUCAAAGUUCACCAAACCAUUCUGCCACGUGUGUCAUGAUGCAUUCCAGAGCAAGGAAGGGCCUUCAGAGCCCAACAUCUGCAAGGAAGAAGACAACCACGGAGGGAACAGACAGCUUAAUAGGAAAGAAACAACAAUCUUUGCAGUACAAGACAUCAGAGAUCAUCUGUCACCUCCACCAACAUCUGACACCUUGUUCUUCAAUGAGACAAAUGCCCUGAAGUGUAAAAGCACCGAGUGUCCGUUCACUGGAAGUGUGGCCCUGCAUGGCUUCUGUGCCAGCUGCUUCUGCAAGAGGGGCCAUGUGGAUGGUAUUCCAGAGGGAGGCAGGAAUUCUGCUCCUGCAUUGCCAGGUGAAAUAGUUGAUAGAAGGAUGGAUUUGUUGGGAGAGAGGUGCAGCAAGUGUAAGCAAGAAGUAAGGAAGUUUAAUGGUUGGUGUUACUUGUGUUUAAGGAGGACAGAUCCUUUGACCCUGAUGCAUGGAACAUCAGGGCAGAGCUCCUCAGAGCCACAGCAAGCUGCAAAGACCAGUGCAGACAGUCAGAGAGCGGGCAAUGCCCAGGGUCAGGGACUGCAGGUCAGGCAGCUCAGAGAAGGUGGGAAAUGCAAGAACCCUGACUGUCAGUACUUUGGAACAGAGGACCAGUCCGGACUGUGCACCACCUGCUUCUUCAAGUAUCUGGAAAGCCUUGGAGUUUCCUCUCCACAAGAUCCAGCUCGAAGACACAGUGACUACUCAUCCUCUCCCCCUCAGAAACAAUUUGCUCAGAUUUCAUCCCAUCUCCGAAACAUGUCUGUCUGCCGUGCUUCAGACUGUAGCAUGCUCGCAAACCCGGCCCAUAGUGGGUAUUGUGAAAAGUGCUACGUUAGGGCACAGAUGAAGCACUCACACAGGUCCCAUGCAGCCAGCUGUUCUCCAGCAGAUCAGCAAGUCUGGAGUCACGUGUUGCCAAGAUCUUCCAUUUAUAAACCAGCCAGCAAUCAGGGAGCAUCAGACAAAGCUAGAAAAGAGCCCUUUGUGUUGGAGUCAGAGGGCAGUGGUCACUCACAGAAUUCACAGUCUCACACUUUAUCUUCAUCGGAUCAACUCAUCCUGAAGCCAAGACAACAUGUUUGCCGAACUCCAGGGUGUGAGCACUUUGGGAAUGCGAAAUGUGAUGGUUACUGCAAUGCUUGUUUCACCAGCUCACUGAUGUAGAGGAAGUAAACGUGCACCUGCUGAGUGCUUCCUCUAACCCUGCUCCAGACUGCAAGUCACCAGCAGCACAGGACAGAUUCCUACAUCAAGAAGGAAAUGGAGGAAUUUAUACAGUAACGAUAUUCAUAGGCUUGGAUAAUGAUUAGAUUGUGGGGAAUUAUGUGACUUUGUCAUACCUUUGUACAAGUUUUUUAUUUAAACAAAGUAAUUAUUACAUUUAUAGAAAUCAGCAAAACACUUAGAUGUGGUUUGUCAAAAAGCAAAAAAAGACUCCAGAUGCUAAAAACCUGACAUAAAUGUUGAACAUUUUCAGCAGGUUAAGCAGCAUCUGUGGAGAAAGACACAGAGUUAACAUUUCAGGUUGAUGACCUUUCAUCAGAACUGACGUCUGUGUCAGCACAAGGACCCAGAAUGUUCACGCAGCAAGUUCAAGGAAACCUCCGGCCUGGAGGUUCUCCAGUGUUGGAGUUGAUGCUGGUUUGUUAUCUCUCUCCAUAUCUAGCCUGACCAGGUGCCGGACACGUUGUCACAGACACCUUCAGUACCUUCCUACUGCCCAUCACCAAGCUGUCACACUGCACUGGGUAUCAGAACCCGGCUCUGUGCUGCCUUUGCUUAAAGCUCCAAAGGGAAACAUAGAAACAAAGAAAAUAGGAGCAAGAGUAGGCCAUUCAGCCCUUCAAGUCCAUUCUGCCAUUCAGUUGAUCUUGGCUGAUGAUCCAGAUUCACACCCUGUUCCAGCUUUCCCCCCAUAACCCUUGAUCCCUUUUACCCUGAGAAAAGUAUCCAACUCCAUGAAUAUCUCUAAUGAUUUGGCUUCAACAGCUUCCUAUGUUGAAGAAUUCCACAGCUUCACCUCUCUGGGAGAAGACAUUUCUCCUCAUCUCAGUCUGCAAUGGCUGACCCCUGAUCGUUGUCACUUGUCAGCCACCAGGAACAUCCUUUCUGCAUCUCAUCCAGUAAGAAUUUUCUGGGUUUCUAUGACAUCCCCUUUUCUAAACUCCAGGGAACACAAGGCCAGUUGACACAUUCUCUCUCUGUAUACCCAGGUCACGUAAAGACCAUCAGGACCAGACUCCGAUCUCUGGCCUUUCUCUGACACUGUUUACAGACAUUUUUCAGUACUGAGUUCUUUAGCAUCAAGCAGGGUGUGAAUGUGGCUCAUGACCUCGCUGGAUGAGAUAUCCCAUCUGUACAUUUCAAAAGUAAAGUUGAACCUGUUAUUCAAAUUCAAGGAAUUAAAGAAACAUUAACAUUC
Molecule: messenger RNA, 4465 nt
Organism: Pristis pectinata (smalltooth sawfish)
Lineage: Eukaryota; Metazoa; Chordata; Chondrichthyes; Rhinopristiformes; Pristidae
Product: tumor necrosis factor alpha-induced protein 3-like
Exons: 10
Coding region: 1-3207 (1068 amino acids)
Molecular function (GO): zinc ion binding; DNA binding
Source: RefSeq, a predicted model, not a curated record